UUCUGCUGUCGUACGUGCUCACAUUCAUGUUGGUCGAUUUCAUAAUGGUCCAUGUGGUCGUACAAUUUGCCAAAAUCUACGAAUUCGUCUAUGAACUAGCGUUGCCGGAACAAUUUCCCAAGUUUCUUCAGAUUCUCAACACAUCUUCGGAUGCAUCAUCACCGAUGAAGAAUUUGAUCGACGCCGAUACAUUCGUCCAAGACUAUCAGGUGUUUCGCCAGGAUAUUCGUCAAUGUCUGCCCAUUGUAUCGGACAUUGAUUGGGCACCAUAUCGUAAAUGUCUAACGUAUUUCGGUUUGCUAAUGCUUUGGAAAACCAUUCGGCCAUACAUUAAUCGCACGAGAAGUGUCGUUUGCACCAACCUCUACCCGAAAUUGGCUCAAUCGCGUGUUGUCUAUCUCUACAACCACAUCUGGUUCCAACGAAUGAUAAUGGAUGUAACAAUGGCCGUCAUGAGCCAAGAUUAUACGAAAGCAAUCAGGAUUGUGUGGCAAUUCGUCAAACAAAAUUACAACAUUCGAAAGCUGGAGAGACAAAGAUUGAAACGAGAAAAGCAAAAACAAGGAGCUGCCGGUCUUGUCGAUACGUUAUUAGGAGCGCCCAACAUGUCUCCAUUGAACAAUUGUGCCAUCUGUAAUAAAUCAUUCGAACAAAACGAAUUGAUUCAGUGUCCAGGAAACAAUUGCCAGUUGCUACUGUGUUGGCAAUGCUACAAAACGGCUACAACGGAACCAAACUAUCGCUGCAAACAAUGCGACACGGCUUACGAACAAUUCUUGGAAGAUGUUUCCGAAGUCAUAGAUUCAAGUAUGAACGAUGAAUUGGAUUUCUAACCACACACAUUGUGUUGUAAUUAAUAAUUAAUAAUAAAUUAUGGCAAUCGCCAAUUUGAUCA
This is a messenger RNA of Dermatophagoides farinae (American house dust mite), 895 nucleotides long. The record is from RefSeq and is a predicted model, not a curated record. Lineage: Eukaryota; Metazoa; Arthropoda; Arachnida; Sarcoptiformes; Pyroglyphidae.